Pseudovirgaria hyperparasitica is the source of this 630-nucleotide messenger RNA. RefSeq lists its product as uncharacterized. The transcript is spliced from 2 exons. The record is from RefSeq and is a predicted model, not a curated record. Bases 1 to 630 code for a protein of 209 amino acids. NCBI's taxonomy places the organism in Eukaryota, Fungi, Ascomycota, Dothideomycetes, Acrospermales, Acrospermaceae.
AUGCGCAUCUCCCUCAGCGCUCUCGCCCUCGUCCCAACCCUUCUCCUUGCCGCCCCCCAGCCUCUCACAAUCUACACCUCUCCCGUCUCAUCCACAAGUAACACCCCGGCGACUCUCCUCACACUCAAUUACGACCCGACGACCCUAUCCGCAGAAAUCCUAUCGUACAACCCCCCGAAAGAUAUUCCGUCUGGUGACCCGAAAGCCACAUCGUCCCCAUUGACUCGAAUUUUCCUCAAUAACCCCUCCUCGUCACCGAGCGUCGCAACCUCGAUCCUAUCCUUCUCGCCCACCUACCAAAAGACGCUCAUACUGCACGUCGAUGACGCCGGCGAAAUAUACCACAUCGGGUUCGCGACAUCUGGUCGUGGCGUGCAGUCACCCCCGAACAAGGCGGGAAAUGGAGAGAACGACCACAGUGCGGCGGAAGAUGAGAUAUUGGUUGAAGUAGUAAAGAAAGGUGUUGGGCCGCAGGUGCAUUUCAACAAGCCGGUGGUCUUGAAUAAGGAGGGAAAGGUCGAGGGCAAGGAGCCAGAGAAGAGUUUCAUUCAAAAGUACUGGUGGGCAAUUGCACUAUUCUUGUUGAUACAGCUUGUGGCGGGAGGUGGUGGUGGAGACGAGAAGAAAUGA